Messenger RNA from Manis pentadactyla (Chinese pangolin), 3043 nucleotides. It is a transcript of the gene NUF2, whose product is annotated as NUF2 component of NDC80 kinetochore complex. Lineage: Eukaryota; Metazoa; Chordata; Mammalia; Pholidota; Manidae. The coding region runs from base 290 to 1684 and encodes 464 amino acids. The transcript is spliced from 15 exons. The record is from RefSeq and is a predicted model, not a curated record. Gene Ontology annotation, biological process: meiotic chromosome segregation; kinetochore organization; mitotic spindle organization. Gene Ontology annotation, cellular component: kinetochore; Ndc80 complex. Gene Ontology annotation, molecular function: protein-containing complex binding.
CAGCAGGGAGCACAGUAGUUAGAGGAAAGAAGCCAACCAAUGAAAUCUCCCCAAAAGAAGUGCUUAGCAGUCACUCCACAGGCAUCUUUCAUAGAUAUUGUGUGUGUUGUGUAUUGUAGGGAGCUGGCAGAGGGUAGAAGGCAUCGAGGGAUACAAUCCUUGCUAAAAGGACCCAGGGAUACAAGAAUUGGAAUGGAAGCCCCAUCACGCAGUUGAGAAUGAAUGAGGUAAUACAUGGAGAGGACCAAGCAUCUAGUACAUCUCCUGUGAACACUAGAAGAUUCCCAAGAUGGAAACUUUGUCUUUCCCAAGAUACAAUGUAGCUGAGAUUGUGAUUCAUGUUCGCAACAAAAUCUUAACAGGAUCUGAUGGUAAAAAUCUCUCCAAGAAUGAUCUUCAUCCAAAUCCAAAGCCUGAAGUCUUGCACAUGAUCUACAUGAGAGCCUUACAAAUAGUAUAUGGAAUUCGACUGGAGCAUUUUUGCAUGAUGCCAGUGAACUCUGAAGUCACGUAUCCGCAUAUAAUGGAGGGCUUCUUACCAGUCAGCAAUUUAUUUAUUCAUCUGGACUCUUUCAUGCCCAUCUGUCGAGUGAAUGACUUUGAGAUUGCUGAUAUUCUAUAUCCAAAAGCAAAACGGACAAGUCGGUUUUUAAGUGGCAUAAUCAACUUUAUUCACUUCAGAGAAGCCUGCCGUGAGACAUAUAUGGAAUUUCUUUGGCAAUAUAAAUCAUCUGUGGACAAAAUGCAGCAGUUAAAUACAGCACACCAGGAGGCACUAAUGAAAUUGGAGAGACUUGAUUCUGUUCCCGUUGAAGAGCAAGCAGAGUUCAAGCACCUUUCGGAUGAUAUUCAGGAGCUGCAGCAAUCGCUGAAUCAAGAGUUUCGUCAAAAAACGAUAGUGCUGCAAGAGGGAAAUUCUCAAAAGAAGUCUGAUAUUUCAGAGAAAACCAAACGUUUGAAUGAACUAAAAUUGUCAGUAGUUUCUUUGAAAGAAGUACAAGAGAAUUUGAAAGCAAAAAUUGUGGAUUCUCCAGAGAAGUUUAAGAAUUACAAAGAAAAAAUGAAAAAAACAGUCCAGAAACUUAAGAAUUCCAGGCAAGAAGUGAUGGAAAAGUAUGAAGUCUAUCGUGACUCAGUUGACUGCCUGCCUUCAUGUCAGCUGGAGGUGCAGCUGUACCAAAAGAAAGUACAGGACCUUGCAGACAACAGGGAAAAAUUAACCAGUAUCUUAAAGGAGAGCCUGAACUUGGAGGACCAAAUUGAGAGUGACGAGUCAGAAUUGAAGAAACUGAAGACUGAAGAAAGUUCGUUCAAAAGACUGAUGGUUGUGAAGAAGGAAAAACUUGCCGCAACACAAUUCAAAAUAAAUAAGAAGCAUGAGGAUGUCAAGCAGUACAAACGCACAGUGAUCGAAGACUGCAAUAAAGUUCAAGAAAAAAGAGGUGCUGUCUAUGAACGAGUAACCACAAUUAAUCAAGAAAUCCAAAAAAUUAAGUUUGGAAUUCAGCAACUAAAAGAUGCCACUGAAAGGGAGAAACUGAAGUCCCAGGAAAUAUUUCUAAAUUUGAAAGCUGCUUUGGAGAAAUACCAUGAAGGCAUUGAAAAGGCAGCGGAAGACUGUUCUGCUAAAAUAGAAGAGAAAACAGCUGAACUGAAGAAGAUGUUGUUCAGAAUGUCAACCUGAUAGCAAAAUUACGUCUUUUUGUAAAUAGCUUGCCAUCUUUUAAUUUUGUGCUUGGAAGGCGAGUAAUUAAACUGAGGUUAAUGGACAUAUCAGAAGUACCAAAUAAUGUUGGUCCAUUUUAUAUACUUCCCAUAGGUUAUUUCUUGUAACAUAAUGCAUUUCAUACAGAAUUUUAUUAGCUUAUAAUUAAAAUAGCUUGUGCGCUCUUCAUGUUUCAGCUCUGUCCCUCGUAAGUAGUGGAUGGACUAAAACAAAGAGUAGCAUUUGAAAUACAUGAUUUUUCCUGUUUCCAUGGCCACUGUUGCUUUGUUUGUCGGUGUGCAGGACAGUACAGCGCAGCUCUACAGAGCCCUGAGCGCACUGAGCACUGGCUUGGGAUCUCAUUGGAUCCUCGCUCAGGCAACUCUAGGUUCAAUAUGUUUAUUACCAUUUUAUAGGUGAAGGAAUGAUGAAGGUCCUGAAGGAUCAAAUAGCUGAGCCAAGAUUGGAGCCAUGUUCUGCGUGAUGCUGGUGUGAAACGUUCCUGUCGUGCCACACUUUCCACUGUAUUAUUUCAAAGAGAAAGUUUGAGUGUGGCAGUCUAGUUCUUCAGUGAUGCCAUGGCAUUUGUAUGAGGAAAAUGAGGUAAAAUGCACAAAGUGCUUAGAAAAGUGCCAUGGUAGACACUCAAUACAUACAUGGAAGUUCCAGAUAUGUUUUAUUUGUCAGAGAUAGUAAAGUAUUACUGGAAGAAGAGACCAGGAUUUCAGAGAGGAAAGAACAUCUGGAGAGGACGUGAUCGCCGACGACCUGUGAGCUGGGCCUCAGCCCCGGGAGGCUCCUCACCCCUCCCCUGACCUUGGAGUGUGGGUACUGUCUGCCUUCCCCACUCCUAGGGGCUGCCCUAAGGACACAGCCUGGAGACAGUAUGGCGGUGUCAAGGCCAUCUGGACUGUGUGCGUGACCGAACUCAGUUAAGGCCUCCAUAUAAGCUUAAAAUUUGGCAGGUGCUUGUGGAGAUCUAUUCAUCUUGCGGCCACCCAAGGCAAGCCUUGUAUGUAAGUUCCCUUGCUUAUUAAAAGUGCCCUUAGCAACCUGGGCUGGCCUGCCUCUUUCCUCAGUCUUUCCUGGCCCUAAGGGGCAGGUUUCAGAUCAUACCUAGGAAGCUUCCAAAGAGCUUGUGAGCCAACAUCCUGGAAGGGCAGGAGUGGAAAAAUCCUUGUGUCCAGCAAGAAAUCGGGUAUGAGAUGGAGCUGUUUCCUUUCUGGUCAGAAUUUUGGUCAGAAUUUUAAUGCCUAGAAAGAUCUGUUGAAUCCCUGGAAAGGUCUGGGUAACUGGUGUAAACAUGACCACACUUACAUUAAAAAAUAUUUAACCUCU